Molecule: messenger RNA, 1344 nt
Organism: Peromyscus leucopus (white-footed mouse)
Lineage: Eukaryota; Metazoa; Chordata; Mammalia; Rodentia; Cricetidae
Product: myosin-15-like
Exons: 3
Coding region: 347-709 (120 amino acids)
Source: RefSeq, a predicted model, not a curated record
AAUACUUUGUUGAAAGACUGUAUUCUGAGCCGGCAUCAGCUUCAAAUGUGUGCCCACAUUGAUUUGUCCUGAAGCUGUGACUUAAGCAGCACAUUACAGAUGGUUGCAGGAGUGGCAGCUCCUUUAGGCCACAAGGAUUCUAUUAAGUGCCUUCGAAGAGGUCACCUAAUCUAUUGAAGGGGCCCCCGAACGAUGGAAGGCUCUUCCACACACACGCAUCUCCUCUACCCUCUACGUCUCAACAACAGGGUCAACGAUCUAGGAAUAUUAUUUCAGCUGCCUGGGAAAGGAGCGAGAGACCCUGGUAAAUGCUGAGGAGCAGUGUGAGUCGCUGAUUAAAUCCAAGAUGCAGCUGGAGGCCAGAGGCAAGGCGCUGUCUGGGCGGGAGGAGGAAGAAGAGGAGAUAAAUUCUGAGCUGACUGCCAGGGGGCGGAAACUGGAAGAUGAAUGUUCUGAGUUGAAAAAGGAAAUCAAUGACCUGGAAACAAUCUUGGUGAAGUCAGAGGAGAAGUGUGCAGCGGAGCACGAGGUCAGGAUCCUGACAGAGGAAGUGCACUCUCUAAAUGAGGCGGUCAGCAAACUUCGCAGAGCAGGGCAGGUCAUGCAGGAGGCCCAGCCGCAGACCCAGGAGCAUCUGCACACAGAGGAGGAGAAACUCAGCAUCUUGAGCAAAGCAAGCCUGAAGCAGGGCCAGCAAGUUGAUAUGUGAGCAGCAACAGGCUGACUGAUUGGCAAUCUGUCUUCAUAUGUACACAGCUCACAAUAUUUUCUUCUUUAUUAUGGCAUAAUAUGUAUACAUCUCUAUGGGUGACAAGUACAUUAUUGUAAUUCAAUCCAUAUCAUACUAUGUCAUGUUCAAAAGAAGGUAACAAUGUCCAACUCUUCAUACCUAUGUCAUUUGUAUGUACUGAGAGUGUUGAGUUUUGCACUUACGGUAAGAAUUCUUACUCUGUGUUGUGGUGCCCUUGGUUGAACAUCUUUCCCUCCUCAUGCUUCCCUUGGCCUUUCCCAGGCUGUAGCAACCACUCUUCCAUGUCCUUCUAUGAGACUGGCCCACUAGUUUCACCAGUGCUUGAGAACAUGUGCUGUUGGCUUUUCCAGUUCUGGCUUAUUUCUAUCAAUAUAAUGAUAUCCAGUUCCAUUUAUCUGGUUAUAACAGGUUUCCUUCUUUUUAUAGAUAAAUACUAUUCCUCCCUUUAUGUAUACUGACCUGUCUUUAUCUUCUCAUCUACUGUGAACAUCUGUAUUGGUUACAUAUUUCAGCAAUUGGGAAUAGUGCUGCAGUAACAUGGGAAGGUAACUUUAGGGAAUAAUGAUUUUGUGUCCUUUGGAUAUAGAUACCCA